UCGAAUUUUAAUAUAUAAAUUGAUAUAUAAAUUAUAUAAAAUAAUAAUAAUAACAACAACAACAACGAAUCAGAUGAUAUUUAGAAGUUUCGAUGUCGUCUGUUUUGAUGACGAGAUUAAUUUUACGGUCGCCAUUUUCUCAUUCCUGUUGAUCGAAUAUCUGGGAUAAAUUAGUAAUAAACAUUGGAAAUUUGUUAUCGUCGAUAACGAAAAUGACGUUUGUUUAAUUGUAUAUAAAUUAUUAAAGUAUUUUACAUCAGUUAUAUCGUCGUAGAUUACGUAUUUGGCGAAUGUGAAACCGAAAAAACAAUUGCUAAGCCUAAGGACUAGGAAAUUAUUGAAAAGAAGAUUCUAGUUUUAAAAUACAUUCUGUGAAUAUAUUUAUAUAUAUAUUUUUUGCUGUCGAAAUCAUUUUAAAGUAAUUAGUUAUGAUUAUUGAAAGUCCAGAAGCAUUGAAGGAAUGGCUAACAGCCUGUUUAGAACCAAAAUGCGAUGCUGAUCCACAAGCAUUGGCAAGAUAUGUAAUGGCUUUAGUAAAGAAAGAUAAACCAGAAAAAGAUUUGAAAGAUAUUUGUUUAGAUCAGUUGGAUGUAUUUUUACAAAAAGAGACAAAACCAUUUGUUGAUUUAUUAUUUGAAACCUUAAAUAACAAAUCUUAUCUCAGGCUUAAUGCAACAAAUAGUGGACCAAUUUCUAAUAAUUUAGUUAUGUCAUCAUUAGAUGCUACAACCAAUAAUUCUUCAGCUUCUAAUGCCAAUAGUUCAACCAUUAAUGGCAAUGCAGCCACAAGCAGUGGAAGAAGUUCGGGAAAUCGUUUGUCACAGAAUAGUACAACUGUUACUUCAGUCACUACUUCAGCUACAUUUAAAAGUGAUGUAAAGAAAACCAAAGAAGGGUUCUGCAGUGAACCAGAAGGUCGUGAAAGAAGACACAGAUCAAGAAGCAGAAGUCGUUCUGGUAGUAGAAGCCCAGUUGGACGUGGAGGAAUUAGGACAAGAAGUCGUAGUAGAGAAAAUGAUGAUAGAAGAGGUAGACGAUUUGCAGAAGAUGAUAGAAGAAGGAGAGUAUCAGUGCGUCGUUUUGAGAACCGUUACAGAGAUUUCAGAGAUAGACGUCUGCAGGAUAAUACUGAUCGAGAUAGAAGUAGAGAACGUGAAAGAGAACGAGAUCGUGAAUCGCGGUCAGCAAGAGAGAGAACUGGUAGAGAUAGAACAGUUCCUAAUGAAAGAGAUAGAAGCAGGUCAAGAAGUGGAAGUUGGAGUAGAAAUAGAUCACGAUCUCGAUCAGGUACUUGGUCACGAUCGCCUUCACGUUCCCAUUCACGAUCUAGAUCUAGGUCUAGGUCUUGGUCAAGAUCUCGAGAUAGGUCAAGAGAUAGGAAUCGUAAUGAAGCUCAUGAAACUCGUUCACGUGGAGAUACAACUCAACUGACUGUAGAUCAUGGUGAUACAGAUUAUCGUUUAGGAGCACAUUCAACUGUACCUGCUGUUCCUGCUGCUUCGGCUGUUGCACCUAUUCCUCCUGUUUCUUCAGUUCCUUCUGUUUCAUUAGUUACUACAACAGAGGUUGUAACCACUCUAGCUACUACACAGUCUACAUCUAGUGAAACUAAUCAGUUUGUAGGGAAAACAGCUAAACGAUGUCGCGAUUAUGAUGAAAUGGGGUAUUGUAUGAGAGGUGAUCUUUGCCCUUAUGAUCAUGGAAAUGAUCCAGUAGUAGUUGAAGAUGUAUCUGUUUUGGGAUUUGGACCAAAUACAGCAACUGCUCCACCUGUUUCGCAACCAUCAGGUAAUAAUAUACACACAAAUACAAUGCAUCAUGUUAUCACUCCAAUUAUUGGACAGCCACCAACACGAUCUCCUCUGCCACCUCCACCACCACCACAGCCUGAACCAUAUAUUCCCGAACCUUAUAAUCCAGAAGCUCCAGGAAUGGAUCGCACACCUCGUUUACCGCCACCUUUUUGGACUCCGACAGGUCCUCCACCAAUUCGAGCAUCAGGUCCACGGGGACCAGCACCUCAACUUCCUCCUCCAUCAGCAUUUCUUUCAAGCCAUCCUCAAAGAACACGAGAACUAAUUGGAGUUCCUACAGUAGAUGAUACAAGAGACUUAAAUGUUGAUUCUCCAAAAAUCAGUAAUAACAACAGCAGUGGAAACAACAAUAACAACAACAGAAUGGUAAUCGAACCUCAACGGCCAGUGUUGAAUAUGCCUUGUAGUCAAACAAUAGCAACAACAGCUUCGAGUGGUCUAAUUACUUCCACAGGUGCUCCUCACAUUAAUCAUUCGAAUGAAGCUAAUAUGAAAAGGAGACCAUUUGACUAUAGUAGAUUAGGACCUAGAAAACAAGCAAAUAUGAAUAAUGAUAGGUGUAUAUUAGAAUUAAGAAAAGUUCCAAGGCAUCUGAAUUCUAUAGCUCAUUUAAAUAGUCAUUUUUCAAAAUUUGGAAACAUAGUGAAUUUACAGGUUUGUUAUGAUGGAGAUCCGGAAGCAGCUUUAAUUCAGUUUAAUAGUCAUGCCGAAGCAAAUGCUGCAUACAGAAGCACAGAAGCCGUUCUUAAUAAUCGUUUUGUAAAAGUAUUUUGGCAUAAUAAAGAUGGUACAAAUAAUUCAAAUCAACAACCACAACAGCAGCAGCAACAACAGCAGCAACAACCACCACAGCAACAGCAGCAACAACCACAACAAGCUCAGAAUCAACAAAAACAAACUCAGAUAUCUCAGUUACAAGAGCAGAAUGGAAUUUCUGAAACUAAUUUAACCAAACCAAGUGUGAAAGAAAGGCUUGGACUGCAACUCAAUAUAUCAAAAGCAAAUAGCAUUUCACAUUGCAAUCAAACAGCUAAUAGUACUUUGGAAGAAGCUACAGAAAGGUCUGUAGUAUUUUCGCCCACUGGUAAUCUCUCAAGAACAGUAUUUAAUCCAUCUGUGUUAAAGAAAACUAAUGUGCCAUCGUCGUUGUCAUCUCUUUUACCUAGAAAAUCUAAAGAAGAACAGAAAAAGAAUGCUCUGAAAAAGAAGAUGGAAGUCCAGAAGAAAAGGCAGCAACUUUUACAAACUAAUGUUCAACAACAUAAAUUAUUGGUUGAAAAAUUAGAGAAAUGCAAGAAUGAAAAAGAAAAAGUAGACAUAAAAGAGACUCUUCAAUCUUUGGUAAAGACAAUAGAGAAACUACAAAUGGAUAUCCGAAAAGAAGCUUCUGAGAUUUCACAGUUAUCUCUUGCUUCAAAUCAUAGAAUUCCUAAAGCCAAAGCUGAGGCCGAGAAAGAAUUGCUCGAUGCUGAAAUGGAUCUUUAUAACAAACAACAUACAGGAGACGAUACCACAGAACUCAGAAGACGAGUUAAUGAACUUAAGCAACAGGCAAGAGCACUUGGCUUAUUGGAUGGUAGAUCUGUACGUGGAAAAAUUAUGAAAACUUUGUCUAGGAGAAGUACAGGAGUAUUACGAGGAAGUAGAUCACUCCUCCAUCAUAAUUUGACAAGUGUCGAUCACAGGCCACGGAAAAUUAUCCUUAAAGGAUUAAAUGAUACUGAAAAAGACAAUAUUUUGCCACAUUUUAUUCAAUAUGCAGAAGUGGAAAAUAUUGAACACACUACUGGAGGAACAGUAGUUACAUUCAAGACUAGGAGAGAUGCCGAAUUAGCUAUUUCUCAUGGAUCAAAGUUCAAUGACAGAGUAUUAACUUUUGCAUGGUACAAGGAAUUGUCAGCCAAUCCUAGCAAUGCAACCUCUGAAUUAGAGGGUCUUGAUGAUGAUUUAGCUGUUGAUGAUGAUAAUCAGCAGUCUUUGUUAGAUGAAGGAGAAGAGGAUCUGCUGUUGGGAGAUGACGAAGAAGAAGAAGACAGCGAGGCGAGAUCGUGGAGACGAUGACCCGGAUUAAACUGUUCGAGCAACAAAGUCAAGUUGAAAACUGGUCAUCUACCUAAUUGUACAGAAUGAAACAAUAAAUUUAGUUUGAUUUUUUUUCCUCAUCUUUAUUUGUUUUAAAAGUUUUAUAUGGUACAUUUUGCUAUAGUAGUUAAACUAAUGCUGCCAUACAAAUGUCUUACUAUUUUAGAGCACCAUUGAUUGAGCUGUAUAAUUUUGUGAAAAAUUUUCAUUGUACUGUAUCAUAAGGUGUCUUAAGAUAUAUGUUAUCAUAAAUACAGUAAUAUGGAGUGACUUAAAGUGACUUCUCACUGAUGAUUUUCACUAAUGGAAUCUAUGUAUUUUGGUGAACCAUUGUUGUCAUACAUUAUUCAUCUUUCAUAUAAUUGACAAAAAAAAUACAAUGAUAUUCUAACAAUUGUAAUGUUACUUUUCUCAUUGUUAAAAGGAAGCAUAUGAUAUUUAAUCACACUCGGAAAAAUUUCUGAUGAUAAAUUACUUUGAAAGUAGUAUAUUAGAUUUAUAUUUUGAAAAUGUAAUUUCGAUAAUUCACCGAAAUGAUUGUAAGAAUGUUUAUGGAUAAGUUCUCCUAAAAUUGAAUGAGAAAUUUUCAAUGAACAGUGUAAAAAUCUACAGUUUGUGUAAAUUUAGCGUUAAUAUAAUAAUGAAAGUAUCGUUACGAAUGUAAUGCAUUCUCCUCCGAUAAAAUACAAUUAUGACACUUAAUGCUUUUCGAUAGAAGCAAAUCUAUUAAAAAAAAAGAAAAGAAAAAUAAAAAAAGAAAAGAGUAAAGAAAACAAAGUAAAAUAAAAAAAGCAAUUUAUAUGAAAGAAUAAUAAUAAAAAAAAUUUAAAUGACAGCAAAAAAAAGUAAAAU
Molecule: messenger RNA, 4748 nt
Organism: Centruroides sculpturatus (bark scorpion)
Lineage: Eukaryota; Metazoa; Arthropoda; Arachnida; Scorpiones; Buthidae
Gene: swm
Product: RNA-binding protein 26-like
Exons: 20
Coding region: 429-3875 (1148 amino acids)
Biological process (GO): mRNA processing
Cellular component (GO): nucleus
Molecular function (GO): metal ion binding; RNA binding
Source: RefSeq, a predicted model, not a curated record